AUGAAUAAUGUUUGUUUCAGUGAACAUGCUCGUAAUUCAUCGAGUGUACCGAUUUUUUAUUCAUCGAAUUAUGAGGAUACGCUCUUGAUGGGAUGCGGUUUGGAUAGUGCAACCGUACGACGAGAUGCACCGUCAUUUUUCGACAUGGAUUCAACCAGCUUACCUGUCCUAUAUUCGCCAUCGUUUUCUAGCAACAUCGAGCCCUCUCUAGAUCGAGGAGAACAGUGUUCUGACACUGAUCAUGAUUGCUUCUUUGAAAGUGGUAAGAAUUUUGAGAAUUCGGUUGAUAGUUGCUUCAGUCUGGAAUCCAGUCAACCUCAAGGUGUGUAUUUAUCGAGCCAUCCUCCUUCAGUGGCCUGCUGCCUCGUUAAGCACUUUAGUCAAAUUUUUCAACAUGGUUUCAAUGUGUAUCAACCCGAUGCUUGUAGCGAAGAAAAUUCAGUUGCUCCUGUUGGUGUCUUGGAUUCUUCAGUAAGGCUUCCUGAACAGAUUGUCACAAAUCUUUUGAGAGCUCAUCAUAUUCGUCAGGUACCAGCAGAUUCCCAUCAAAACUCUGUUCGUUCGAAUUCGGAAACCAACAAAAGCAAUCAGUUAUCUGGCGGUAUGCGUGUACCGUUGUCGUCUACGAAGCCAACACAUUCUUUCGAACGAACUUCUCAGUCAACGAGCUCAAUCAAAAGACCCACUGUACGAGAGUUACGUAAUUGUUCGAAGCCAGCACUCACCUCAAAGCGGUAUCGUCUGAAGAAGAUGCGAAAAUUAUUGAAGUAUGACCGAUGUAUUCGUGCUCAACGAGAACAAAUUGCCUUGCUUAAACAACAAAAUGGUUUGAGGGAGAUAAAGCUGAUGAGAAUGCAGCACACUCUGAAAUGUUUGAAAGAAUUUGUUUGCACCAAUCACUUGCCAGCUUCACCAACAACGAACGAUCUAAUAAAUGCACUUAUUGGUACUAGUAUUUUUGAUGAACUGAAUGAAUCUUUGUAA
Anisakis simplex (herring worm) is the source of this 984-nucleotide messenger RNA. The record is from the annotation of a GenBank genome assembly. Lineage: Eukaryota; Metazoa; Nematoda; Chromadorea; Rhabditida; Anisakidae.